UUAGCAGUAGGUUUAUAUCCCGCAUCUUCAUCACACGCAACUAAAGCACGGAAGGCAUUUUUGAUUGGUUGAGCUAUCCCAGUUCUUUGAAGCAAGUGGGGAAUGCUGUUCUUUACCUACAAAGCUGGUAGUAGACAUUAUUGAUCCUCUAUAGAAGACCAAAGCAUGUGGUAAUGACACAAGUGGUUGAGCUCUCUCAUUCUCAUUUUUUAUAUGCAAGCUGGGUGCCCUCCCAUUUAAACUUUUCUUAACCACUCAUUCCACCUCCUAAAGGAUCAGAUCUAUAUAAACGCAUAUCAGUUGUUACUCACCCCACUCAACUCAAGGGCUUCCUUAAACCACAGUUUCUGCACUCACAAGUCUCUCUAGCUUAUUAGCUUCUUUUUUUAACACUUCCAGAAACAUUUGAACAUGGCUAUCAGUAUGGGGCACGUUCUCCGUCCUAAGCUAGGACUCAGGAGGUCUUCUUCAAGAACAAACAGAGAAAGUGAGAUUCCCAAGGGACACCUUGCAGUUUAUGUAGGUGACAACAAGAAGCGCUUUGUCAUUCCGAUAUCAUACUUGAAAGACCAUUCAUUCCAAGACUUGCUAAGUCAAGCUGAAGAAGAAUUUGGAUUUGAUCAUCCAAUGGGUGGACUCACAAUACCUUGUGUGGAAGAGACCUUCCUUGACAUAAUCUCUAGUAUGAGGAUAUGAGCAGAUCUUGAUAGACUGCAGUGCAUAGAUUAUUCUGUAUAGUCAGUAGAUGACUUUUUAUAUUAUUGUUUGCAAAGAAAGGUACUCUUGUACAUUGUUCUUUGUUAUCCUGAUCAGAUUGGAACUAUAACUUUAUAUAAAUGCUUGUUUUUUAU
Cuscuta campestris is the source of this 851-nucleotide messenger RNA. NCBI's taxonomy places the organism in Eukaryota, Viridiplantae, Streptophyta, Magnoliopsida, Solanales, Convolvulaceae. The record is from the annotation of a GenBank genome assembly.